Molecule: messenger RNA, 354 nt
Organism: Cercospora beticola
Lineage: Eukaryota; Fungi; Ascomycota; Dothideomycetes; Mycosphaerellales; Mycosphaerellaceae
Gene: ELC1
Product: elongin C
Biological process (GO): ubiquitin-dependent protein catabolic process
Cellular component (GO): elongin complex
Molecular function (GO): protein-macromolecule adaptor activity
Source: RefSeq, a predicted model, not a curated record
AUGGCUACCGAGAAUUUGUCCGAAUAUAUCACGCUGGUAUCGAGCGAUGACUUCAAGUUCGUGAUCCGCCGCUCGGCCGCCAACAUCAGCGGCGCCAUCAAACGCAUGCUGGAUCCUACGAACGGGUUUCGCGAGUCCAAGGAGGGUGUGUGCCGAUUUGAUAACAUCAACGGCCUAGUACUCGAAAAGGUCUGCGAAUACCUCUACUACAACGAGAAGCACAAGAACUCGAAGGAUGUUCCGGACAUGGACAUUCCACCAGAACUCUGCCUCGAACUGCUCAUGGCUGCCGACUAUUUGAAUGAAAAGCGCGCAUAGAUACGUAUAUGCAAUUGAAUCUGGCCAAUAUCUACG